AUGAUGAUGUGGCAGAAUGAGGAAACACAACCUCAGUCCUUAAUCACAAAACGUCGUCAGGCAAGAGUGUUCAGAGAGCGUGUGGCACUCAGUUCUUUUUCUGAAAUGGAGACAAGACAGCAGUUUAGAUUAAGUCGACAAGCAAUUGAACUCUACAGCAAAAUCCAACCUAGUUUGGAAAGAAAGACAAAACGUAGUCAAGCCAUUCCUGGAAUGACAAAGUUAAUAGCUGUGCUGCAUUAUCUCGCAUCGGGCUCCUUCCAAUAUUGUGUAGCUUCCAAAUUUGGAAUUAGUCAGUCAGCUUUCUCAAGGAUUGUUCACGAAGUGGUUGAAGCCCUUUACAAUGUUGUAAAUGAUUAUAUUAAAUUUCCGCUAACCAGUUUGGAACAGAGGCAAAUGAUGGCAAAAUUUUAUGCAAAGGCUGGAUUCCCAAACAUUCUUGGCCUUAUCGAUUGCACACAUGUGGCAUUGAUUCCUCCGGCUCAAUUUGAGGCAAUUUACCGCAAUCGUAAACUUUUCCACUCCCUCAAUGUCCAAAUUGUGUGUGGGCCCAAUUUUGAAAUUCUGGAUGUAGUGGCAUCAUACCCAGGCUCAAACCAUGAUUCCUAUAUUUUCCAACAGAGCUCGUUAGGAAACAAGUUUGCAAAUGGUUCCUUUGGAGAUGGCUUGCUUCUAGGUGACAAUGGGUAUCGUUUUCAGUCUUGGCUGAUGACCCCAUACUUAAAUCCUUCAACAGCUGCAGAGAAAAAGUACAAUAGGGCACAUGUUAAAACACGAACCCAGGUCGAGAGGCUUUUUGGCAUACUAAAAAGCCGUUUCCGGUGCCUGGAUAUCACUGGUGGUGCCCUACUCUACAAGCCAGAAUUUAUGGAAAUGUUGCACGUAUCCGAUAUAGGAGUCGGCUUCGGUUUUGGAGAAUGUGGCCAGGACUUCAGACUAAGCAAGCGUUCCAUCAUUAAGGGGUUGGACUGUUCCUAA
Messenger RNA from Hyla sarda, 978 nucleotides. RefSeq names its product putative nuclease HARBI1. Bases 1 to 978 code for a protein of 325 amino acids. The record is from RefSeq and is a predicted model, not a curated record. NCBI's taxonomy places the organism in Eukaryota, Metazoa, Chordata, Amphibia, Anura, Hylidae. The transcript is spliced from 3 exons.